This is a messenger RNA of Rhineura floridana, 1522 nucleotides long. RefSeq names its product cellular communication network factor 5 (gene CCN5). Gene Ontology annotation, molecular function: heparin binding; integrin binding. Gene Ontology annotation, cellular component: extracellular region; extracellular matrix. Gene Ontology annotation, biological process: signal transduction; cell adhesion. The transcript is spliced from 5 exons. The record is from RefSeq and is a predicted model, not a curated record. Lineage: Eukaryota; Metazoa; Chordata; Lepidosauria; Squamata; Rhineuridae. Bases 54 to 839 code for a protein of 261 amino acids.
AGACACGCUGCUGUCUCCAAACUGCCUGGGGAGGGAUGUGCUGAAGUGUCAGAAUGAAACUCCAGCUUCUCUUGAUCUUCUUCCUUUGUCUCCUUUCCAAGGUGUAUGCUCAGCUUUGCCAAACUCCAUGCUAUUGCCCUUGGCUCCCUCCCCGUUGCCCUCCUGGCUCCUCCUUAGUUCUGGAUGGCUGUGGCUGUUGCAACGUAUGUGCCCGCAGGCUAGGAGAGCCCUGCAACUACCUUCACGUGUGUGAUCAGAGCCAAGGACUUGUCUGUGAUUACAGCACCGCCCCUAUGGGGAGAGGAGGAAUCUGCAAUUAUGAGGAGGGAGAGGAUGACAGCUGUGAAGUGAAUGGGAAGAUCUAUCGGGAUGGUGAAGUGUUCCAGCCAAGCUGCAAGCUUCAGUGCCGCUGCUCAGGAGGAGGUUUUACAUGUGUUCCCCUUUGCAGUGAGGAUGUUCGCCUCCCCACUCCUGAUUGCCCCCAUCCAAGGCGUGUGGAGAUCCCAGGAAAGUGUUGUCAGGAAUGGAUUUGUGAAAGAGAAGAUAGACAGAUCUUGCAGUUUCCUAUGGCAGCACAAAGGCUUCCUGGGAUGGCGUUGAUAACUUUCCCCUAUCCAUGUAAAGAGUGGAGUACCACGUGGUCUGCCUGCUCUACCACCUGUGGCGUGGGAGUUUCCACACGAGUGUCUAACCAGAAUCUGUACUGCAGGCUUGAAACCCAGAGACGCUUGUGCAUCCUCGGACCUUGCCAAGGUCUAACAGGAAUAGCUAAUGCGAAGAUAUUAGAAGUUGCCCUGAGUGCUCUAUCUCCACAGAGAGGAAGACAAAGCCGCUUGUAAACCAGCCCACUCCAUUCAGCAGUUGAUAUACUGGCCUUAUCCUAGCAGCUGGAUUGUACCAAGCCCAAGCUGCUCUCGUUUCUUUGGUGAUGAGAGUACCGCCCAGAAAAAAGAGAGAAGAAAUGACCAGCCUUAGUUGGGAGGGAGGAAGAAGAUUAAAGAGCAGUGCCUCAUCACAGCUGACAUCUGUCUUCUUCCUUGAUUCCACUGCAAUUACGCUAGACAAUGUUAUCGUUCAGUGAGAAAAACCAGACCAUAUGUUUUCAUACUGUGCAGUACUGGUGUGUUUAUUGCCAGCUUACGGCUACUAUUAUAAAUCCAUCCAUUGGGAAAACGAUGCUUUGCAGCCACAGUGAUUCAAGGAACCAUGCCCUCUUAUUCUGUCUCUGCAUUAUCUCUUCACUGGAGAAUAGUUCUGGGGAGCUGUGGGUGGGGAGGGUGAGGCAGCCACUGUUGUUCAAAGCCGGCUGUUGUUUUUGUUAGAAAUAAAAAGAAUAAAUGCAAUGAUGAACUGUCUGAGGAUGGAUUGACUAGGGUUACUUCAAGGAGCUCCCAGCAAAAUCUAAUGUUUCGAGGCAAGCCCCAAUCACAUGCAACAGAAAAUAGACCUUAGUUGGUAUAUAAGAAACUUAAGAACAUAACUAUAAGAGAGGGAAUCUGUGAUAAAGUUCAAGGUAAUCUUU